UCAGACUAGGGCUUGUGUGUCAAAUUGUUUCAAUUGGAGGGAUUGUAGAGCACGACUUGUAGAGGAAAUGGACGUAGCUCAAUGAAGGUGUCUAAUAGGAGUGUACUUGCUAUGUACAUAUUAUGUUGUAUUUGAACUCUACCAGAAAAUAUGCCCAUUUUGGAUAUUAAACAUUCAUCAUAGCAUCUCUUUUUAACGAGGCAAAGAACAUAUUAGGUUCGCCCUCAACAAAAUGUGAGAGGUUGGACGAUGGGAAAAUGUGAUAUGAAAACCCAGCGAUGCUGAAAUCUCCAGCUUUAAAGCAAACAUGUUGAAAACGGAGGCUUCGGGGGAGCGUUCCAACCUCCGGAGCGCCUCUCCCCAUCGGAACGCUUACAGGGCCGAGUUUCAGGCCUUGAAGAAGGCCUUCGACCAGCCCAGACAGGAUGGGGACCCCAAGCAGAAGGAUCCGGAGCGUGUCAAGCAGCCACGGGGCAGGCAAUACGGUACCCACGUCAGCCGGAUUAAAAACAUGUUCAUGCAGAUGGGGACGGAUGGCCCUGUGCCUGCCUCAAAAACUACAGCCAGGGAGGAGGCCUCGCCCCAGAAGUUGCGGAAGCCCACAAACUUUGUUAACAGGACGGAUGGCUCAGUCAUCAAGCUCCAGCCCGCUGCUAGCGAGCGAGCAGGCAGCAUCCACUCCAAGUUCUCAGAGACCAGGAAGCUUUUCGAACAGCAUGGGGCAUCGCAGUCCCCGGUCUACCCCUCUGGCCGGGACAAGAGGGGCUCACACGAGCACCUGGAUGACUGGAGGGGGUCUCGCUCCAACAGGGGCAGCAACGACUCCCUGGACAGCCUCUGCUCGAGAACUGAGGCUGCGUCGCCCACGGUCAGCCAGCUCAGCGCCGUGUUCGAGAACUCAGACCUGCAGCAGUCAGGAGGGUUCCGCGGCAGUGGGAGGGCCCUGUGCUCCCCAGACGGGAUCCAGCGGCCCGGCGACCUCAGCGAGGAUGACACCAGCUCCCGUCAGUCGCCGUUGCGGGGCGCCCACAGGCCCCGCUGCGGACGGCUCCCUGCGUCGUCUUCCUCGGAGGACCUGCUCAGCCCCAGCCCGCUGUCUGAGCCGGCGGACGCCGGAUCCAGCUUCCCAGACGGACCUCAGGAUCCGGAGGACGGGGGGAGCGCCCGAAGGGACAUUUCAGACGAACGUGAGGAACCUCGCCAGCUGAGCCAGACUGGAAUGGCGACAUCCACAGAAGCUGUAGGUGUUUCCACAGAGUCGCUAGCAAGCAUGGCCACAAUUUACUCUGAGCCUAAAGAGAGCGACCCUGACACAGUAGCCGGUCGGACAAAGAAAGACACAGAAGGCCGCGAUGCGGAGAAACCUACUCAGGUCGCCGGUGACAAGGCUAAAGAACCUAGUGAGGAAUACAGUGGGAAUGAGAGGGUCAUAUUCAACGCGGAUGGUGAUGCUUGUUACCAAGGCUGGGGCGAAAGUUGCACGGAUCCCGAAGAUGAAGCGUACGGCGAUGACGAUGCUUAUUUCGACCCGGGUUCAGACAUCAAGGAGAUUGCUGGCUUACCUGAGGAGGAGGAAGAAGACAUACCUAAAAGCAGAAAAAUAAGAUUCAGUACAGCUCCAAUGACCGUUUUUAACACAUACUCAAAUGAGGAUUAUGACCGGAGAAACGGGGAGGUAGAUCCUGUGGCCUCAUCUGCGGAAUACGAGCUGGAAAAAAGAGUGGAAAAGCUGGAACUUUUCCCUGUCGAGCUUGAAAAAGAUGAGGACGGGCUGGGGAUCAGUAUCAUCGGCAUGGGUGUGGGAGCCGAUGCUGGGUUGGAGAAGCUGGGGAUUUUCGUCAAGACCGUCAUCGAGGGAGGAGCUGCCGAGAGAGAUGGCAGGAUCAAGGUUAACGACCAGAUUGUGGAGGUGGAUGGGACCAGUCUGGUAGGGGUCACUCAGAGCUUUGCUGCGUCCGUCCUGAGGAACACACAGGGUGUGGUUAGGUUUGUGAUUGGACGAGAGCGGCCGGGCCAGGUGAGCGAGGUGGCGCAGCUGAUCAGUCAGACCCUGGAACAGGAGCGGCGGCAGAGGGAGAUGCUGGAACAGCAUUACGCGCAGUACGAUGCUGAUGAUGAUGAGACAGGGGAAUAUGCCACCGAUGAAGAGGAGGAGGAAGGCCCUGCUAUUACUGGUGGGGAGAUGACUAUUGAGGUGUUUGAUUUGCCAGAAACAGAGGACAUGUUUUCCCCCUCGGAAAUGGAUGCAACCAAACUGUCCCAGAAGUUCCGCGAGCUGCAGAUAAAGCACACUGUCACCGAAGCCGAGAUACAGAAGCUAAAAAAAAAGCUGCAGGCAGUGGAGAAGGAGAAACAGCGCUGGGAGCGGGAGAAGUCUCAGCUGCGGCAGAGCAUCGAGGACAACAAGGAGAGGAUGCUGAAGCUGGAGAGCUACUGGAUCGAGGCCCAGACCCUCUGCCACACUGUCAACGAGCACCUGAAGGAGACACAGAGCCAGUACCAGACCCUAGAGAAGAAGUACAAUAAGGCCAAGAAGCUCAUCAAAGACUUCCAGCAGAAGGAGCUGGAGUUCAUCCAGAAGGAGGAGGCCGAGCGGAAGAAGCUGGAGGAGGCGGAGAAGGCCCAUUUGGUGGAGAUACAGGCCUUACAAGCCAGGAUCGGCGAGCUGGAGACGGAGCUGCUGCAGCUGAUGAAGCGGAACGGCGCGCAGGUGAACAACAACAACAACAGCGCAGAGGCCCGGGUGGAGCCACGCGGCUCAGCCAAGGCUGCCACUGCUGGAGGAGGAGAUUUGAGCAAGGCGGUAUCCCAGACGGAGCGGUUGAACAGCGAGGCGCUGAAGGCCCGGGCUCAACUAGCAGGAAAGUCCUGCAGGCAGAGACCAUCCAGGUCACUGCUUCGAGACAGCAUCAGCUCCACCGAGGGAGAUGAUAGCCUCGAGAGGAAGGCCUCGGAAAGCUGCGGGGCCAGGCCCUCCUCCACCUCCGCCUCCUCUCUGUCCGGCGCGCCCAAGUCCUCCGAGACGAUGGUGGAUGGCAUGGAGACGCGCACAGGGAGGACGCGCAGACACGACAUCUGCGAAUCUUCCCCCCAGCGCCAGCCGCGCACGGGUGGCGAGGAGGGAGGGUCUCCUCUUGUGUCCAGUCCUUCAGGGAAAACAAACAGAAAGGUCUUCGAUGCCGGAUCUCCACUAAGGCACAACAAAGGCAGAGAGUCUAGACUCUCCUCUGGAAACAGUUCCACAGAUCUGUCUGCAGAGAACAGCCCAGAGAAGCUGAAGACCAAGAGCCCCGCUUUGAACGAUGACUUUAGUGCCAGCAGCACCAGCUCGGCGGAUUUCAGCGACCUGCUGGUGGACCCCAAGCUUUCGGGCUGCUCUCACACUCUGGUGCUGUCGUCAGACGAGAGCUUGGAUAUGAUAGAGGAUGAGAUUCUGGACGAGGCCCAGGCACCCAAGCCGCACCACUGGCAGAACCGCAGCGUACUCGAGUGGAACAACCAGCAGGUGUCCCGCUGGCUCAUGGGGCUGAACCUGGAGCAGUACGUCCCGGAGUUCACUGCCAAAAACGUGGACGGAGAGCAGCUCCUGCAGGUGGACAGCACCAGCCUCAAGGCUCUGGGCGUGGCAUCAUCCCAGGACCGCGCACUGAUAAAGAAGAAGGUGAGGGACCUGAAGGCGCUGAUGGAGAAGGCCCGGAGGAACCGUGAUAAACAGGAGAAGCAGAGGGAGAAAGCACAACAGAAAGAGUUGGCCCGCAAAAGCAGCAAGACCUCCGGCGAGCCAGCAGAGGGCGCCACUGAGUGACGAGCCUGGCCAAGCCAGCAGCACUUUUAUUUCUAUCCUGGAGGCUGGAAAGCGGAGCGGGGACUCAUAUAAGAGUUUUCACAGAAUGGGGACUCGUGUAAGAGAUGUACCGCUGCUUCAGGGGAGCCAACGAGCCGAAACAACAAGAUGAAACAACUUUCGGGGGGCCAACAAGCCGCCAGACUCACUUGAAACAAGCCGAAACGCUUGGUUCUGGCUCACAUGCUGGCUUCAUCUCACUUUGUUUUUUUCCCCCUUUUACUGGGUUUAUUUUUAUGUUUCUUGCUUGCAGUGUUCUGUCUCAACCCAUUGGAUCUCAUGACACUCACACUCAUCCUGAAAUCGGCUUGACUCUGGUCUCUGGACAUCACAUUAAUAGGCUGUAUUUCAACCACCUUUAGAUGUAAUGUAAUUGUAAAUAUAUACAUAUAUACAUACUAUAUAUUAUAACAUACAACAGUCUGUGUGCCAUUUUUAAUAUGAGAAACUUGUGUAUAUGCUGUGUAGAUUUGUUAUAUCUUUUAUGCUUUGUGGAAGCACACUAGAUAAGCCUGGAUUGCAUAGCCACUCCCAGUAGAAUGCCUUGCACAUUAUUUUGAUACGUCAUGGGCUUCUGCUUUCGCUUUGAUUUGGACUGGAGAAACUGGAACCCUUGUGUUGCAGCUGAGGAUCGGCAGGAUUAACGGCAAACUGCUCCCUUCAUGUACCACGGCUGCAAAAGGCCUGGGCUACCACGCCAUGCCGUCUCCAUGCCGUCAGGGCUGCCGUAUGUCCCACAAUGCAAUGCAAGACGUGUGAAAUGCGAGCGUAAAGGAGCAGAAUGGGUAAUGGUCGGCUGACCACACGCCUUUUCUGUGAUUUUCGAAAAUGUGAUUUUCGCUGCAGUCGUAGGAGGGCGUACCUCUGCGUUCGUUCAAAAGCAUAUCGCCUUAUCAGGCAGCGGGGUUUAAUAGGUAGCAUGGACGCGGAAGGGCAGUAUUUCAAUGUUUAAGACAUACCAAACAGUACUUUGAAAGCAAGAAUGCGGCACUAUGUAAUUUGCAGUUAGCUCUAUUGCUUUAAUAGCCUCCAUUUUGAGAGCUUUUAGGUUUCCAGAAAUUCAAGGUCAGUUUGCCUUUAGAAUUUUAGAUUUUUCUGGAAUACAUUGACCUUGUCUGCUGAUGUUUUCGUACCUCAUUUGUCGAUCAGCUGGUUUAUUUUCUCUGCUGUAUAAGGAAAGCGGAGAUGUGCCAUUGAGAGAGAAAGACAGAAUCAUAUUCAGUGUUUGAUUUUGACCUAAGGUAUGCCCUGCACUGAAAAGAUCCCCAUUUACACUCUUUUAUUUCUGCAUGAUCAGUCAUGCACUUGGGAUAACACAACACCCUCCCUUUUACACCUCCUUCAAAAUUGCACAGUCAUGUGCAAGAUAUCUUUAAACGUCAAGUAUGUCACUGUCUUUUGACAUUUUUCUAGUGCACAGAAAGUGGUCUCUGAGGUCUGGAGGGAAGUGUUCCAAGCAUUUCAGUUUGUCAUGUAUCAUCUGUCAUUUUCCACUCUGCCAUGUUUUUGGCAUAUUCUUCAUUUCUCUAGUCAUUUGCAUCUUUUUGUUUCAGUUGAGGUAAUUUUUUAGAUUGAGCCUCUAAACAGUAAUACUGUACAAAAGGCACUAAAUGGCUGCUGAAGUUUUGUUUGUAACCUCCCUGCAGCUGGAAGUUUGUGCAGUGCGUGUUGAGUGGGUUUAUGUCACUUCAAGCUGGGUGUAAAUCAUUUUUACUCCUAUUAAAUAGUGAUGUCAUAACUGUGGUAUAGUAACCACUGUUCUACACAUCAAAAUGACCAUAAUCAAAACUACUUUUCAUAAUUUUACUCCACAAAACCUUUUGUUUUUGGUUAACAAAACUAUGAGAUGUCUCAGGAUGGGAAAUGAAUGCAAUAGACGGUGACACAUGAAGACAUUUGAGAUGUGAUUGUGAUGAAUAGCAAAUACUGUAGUAUUCAAAGCCUAAUACCAUCAAUAUUAUUUAAGUAGCCUUGUGCUUUAGCAUUACCUGAGGUCCUUUUUUUGACAAGAAAUUCAAUUAUCCUGUCCCUGUCAUUUUUUCCCCUUCCCCUAUGGCCUGAAUGAAUUUAAAAACACAAAAUAUUAAGAGUUUAUGAUGCAAGCUAGACAAGAAGAUAUCGUGCAUAAAAACAAAAAAUGCUAAGAUGCAGGCGAGAGAAGAUGCUAUCUGCGCAUACCACUUUCACACAUAAUGACCUCAAGCACUGGCAAAGAACACUCUGUAGAUAUUCCAGAAUUCCCUACCUGUUGUUCAACAUUACUAUAUGUAUAUGUAUUUUUUACAUGCUGAUGAAAGCAAUAUAACUUUAGAAAGUCAUGUUUUAUAUUGUGCAAGUCCUCAAUGUUGGGACCAAUGUGAGGGCUACGUACUGUCCACAUAAAUACAAGGAAGCGGGGAUGUUCACAGCUGCUGAUCAGGUUUUAUAACAAAGAUGUACAUAGCAUUGCACUGUCUGGAAAUUGUGUGUAUGUGCUGCGUUUUGAUUUAAGUAUUUUGUCACCAUUUUAGGCCUCCAAGGUGCGAAGUGUCCUCAACUUUGUGUGACAAAUUUCUAAAACUAAUUUGUUUAUUAUUAUUUUAUGUGUUAAUUUCUUAUGGUACUUUUUUUCAUUGAGUGACUUCUGAAGUCAAUAUUGUGGAAGAAAAGAAACACUUAUGUGAUCUACAGUUAAGGACAAAGUGUGCCGUGGUCAGGUUGAAUAGAGGUCAUACUGUACUACUGAAAUGUUGAAAGGGCAGCUAACAGUCGCACUGGAAAUGGUAAAAUCACUGUAAAGACACUGUUUAGCGAUGUAAAAACACUGUUUUUUAUUGGUUCAUUUUGCAGUAUAUUGAGUUAUACAAUCGAAAUCAAGGCAAUAUAGGUACAACUAGUACAAAUAGCAUGUGAAAGGUUAUAACUUUAAUUUUAUUUUCAUUUUUUUACUUCAUACUUGCAUGAAGGAGACCCGUAGGUGCCAUGUGUGUGUUGUUGGCACUCCUUUAAAUGUUUUCAGUUUCUGGUCCCCGUUUCAGUAGCUUAUGACUAAGGGACACUGCCUCUGCCAUGAGGUCACCCCUGAAUCCUGUUGCUUUGUAAAUACACCCUGUCAAAGAAAUACAAAGUUCAUUCCAGA
Conger conger (European conger) is the source of this 6962-nucleotide messenger RNA. It is a transcript of the gene ppp1r9a, whose product is annotated as protein phosphatase 1, regulatory subunit 9A. Gene Ontology annotation, cellular component: dendrite; cytoplasm; postsynaptic density. The record is from RefSeq and is a predicted model, not a curated record. Gene Ontology annotation, molecular function: actin filament binding. The transcript has 20 exons. NCBI's taxonomy places the organism in Eukaryota, Metazoa, Chordata, Actinopteri, Anguilliformes, Congridae. Gene Ontology annotation, biological process: neuron projection development; calcium-mediated signaling; actin filament organization. The coding region runs from base 308 to 3805 and encodes 1165 amino acids.